AUGUAUAAUAAAACAUUAUUUUUGCUUCUCCAAACUAUAAUACUACAAAGCAUUUCUAACUUUCCAUACGCGGGGGCAUUAGUUGGAUAUAAUAUUAGAUCAGUGAAUGAUAAUGAAGUUCCUUAUGUUGUUUGCAUUGCAAAGUACUCCCCUCGUAAUCACUUAACCAAUAGUAUAAUAUGCUCAGGAGCACUUAUAACACCGAAUCUUAUUUUAACGGCUGAGCACUGUUUCGAUAAUCUGCAGGAUUUGGCACUCGAAGUAUUAUUUAGAUAUGGUCAACCACACAAUUAUCCAAUUUAUUAUCCAAUAUGGUGGAUAUCGUAUGAUCAAUGGACCGCAGCUCGGAACUUACCAAUUACAAACUUGAACAAUGAUAUCGCUCUGUUAAAAAUUUUUGGAUUAGAACAUCAAAUAAUUCCUGGCGUCUUAUCAGAUAUAACUCCAAUUAAUGUAUUUUAUGGAUUAAACUUCCAACUCGUCGGAUGCGGUAGAACGAAUGAUGAUGAGCAUCCGUUAACUGUCCAAACUGCUAAUGCAAGGGUUCUUAAUCUUAAUGAGUGUAAUCAUAUAGUUUCUUAUGUUGCCAGAUCACACUUGUAUAUUCCAGAAAAUUAUAUAUGUACAAGGAAUUCACCAUAUAUUCAAACGAGUAGAGGGGAUAGUGGUGCACCAGUUAUAUUUUCUGACGCUAUUAUAGGCAUAAAUUUGGGCGUAAGCCCGCCGUUUGGAAAUAAUUUUCAUCCUGAAAAAGUAAACAUUCACAUAUAUGCUUAUUUAUACAGAGAUUUUUUGAACAAUGUUAUAGCGGAUGAAUGA
Ceratosolen solmsi marchali is the source of this 819-nucleotide messenger RNA. Its product is annotated as thrombin-like enzyme ancrod. The transcript has 4 exons. Gene Ontology annotation, biological process: proteolysis. Lineage: Eukaryota; Metazoa; Arthropoda; Insecta; Hymenoptera; Agaonidae. The record is from RefSeq and is a predicted model, not a curated record. Gene Ontology annotation, molecular function: serine-type endopeptidase activity. The coding region runs from base 1 to 819 and encodes 272 amino acids.